Molecule: messenger RNA, 3264 nt
Organism: Fulvia fulva
Lineage: Eukaryota; Fungi; Ascomycota; Dothideomycetes; Mycosphaerellales; Mycosphaerellaceae
Product: putative T-complex protein 1 subunit beta
Exons: 2
Coding region: 1-3264 (1087 amino acids)
Biological process (GO): protein folding
Cellular component (GO): chaperonin-containing T-complex; cytosol
Molecular function (GO): ATP hydrolysis activity; ATP binding; acyltransferase activity, transferring groups other than amino-acyl groups
Source: RefSeq, a predicted model, not a curated record
AUGGCCAGAGACUUCGAUGACACGCCCGAGCAAGCAGUGCUGCUCAAGGCCUUCGAGCGCGAACGCGAUGAAGAGAUGCGCGAAGUGAUAAGAGCAGAAGGAGAAGAAGGAAACGAAAGAGAAGACUUUAUACACGCCAAUGGUGGUGCCAAUGCCCACCUCCCCGACUCGUACAGGUCCGGAAUACGAGAAUACGACGAUGAACGCGAUCAACACGAUCAUCCUCACGAUGUACGAAGCACAAAUACACACAAGAACGAACAGCACAGCUUCAGGCUGAGGCUCUUGCUGUUGUUGCGGUCUAUCGUCGGCCUUACCUGGCUUCGCGCCAUCCCUGCGACAACUAGAAGGCUCGGUGUGAGAGGGACUGUGCGGUCUGUGUUCAAUUAUAUCGAACCUGAGUCUCAACCUCGGAGUACAGCAUGGCUGGAUGGACUGCGUGGACUGGCGGCGUUUGAAGUCUUCAUCUUCCACUAUAAUGAUGGCUGGGUCGACCGGACAUUGGCGUGGGGUCAUGAGGAGCACAUGAGUACCGCUUGGUACUACCUCCCGUUCAUUCGGACGAUAUACGCCAGUGGCGACUCGGCCGUGUGCUUGUUCUUUGCAAUCAGUGGGUAUGUGUUGAGUUACCGGAUGUUGAGGUUGAUGAGACAGCAGAGGUACGAGGAGCUGCUGCAAGGGUUGUCAUCGGCGGUCUUCAGGAGGGCGAUUCGACUGUACACACCAGUGUUGGUGGAAACGUUUGCGUUGAUGGUGUUGUGUCGAUGGUUCAAUCUGCCUAAGCCAGUGCAUUAUGAGGCGGCGCCAACGUUCGGGGCGGAGCUUGCGAGUUGGUUCAAGAGUUUUGGCCACCUACUGUUGCCGUUGCGGUAUCCGGAUCGAUGGGACCAGAUCCAGGAUCGGUAUGAUGGUGGAAUCUCGUGGACGAUACCGUUGGAGUAUUAUGGGAGUCUGUAUGUGUAUAUGAUUGUGCUGCUGGUGUCGAGGACGGGGAGUAUUGUGAUUAGGAGGUGUCUCAUCUUUGGACUUGUAAUGUUGAGCUUUGGAAAGGACGAUUGGAUUGCUGCGCAGUUCUUGAUGGGAAUGGCGUUUGCGGACUACCAGCUGGAACGGGAGGAGAGAGUGAAUCUGCCAAAAGAUGCAACUAGACCUGCUGGUGGAAGAUGGAGCAGGAUACGGCCGGCGUUCUUCUUUGGCCUAUUUCUGUUCGGCUUCUACCUUUCUGGCAUGCCAGGGGGAUACAUGUACUCUGAAUAUGAGGGCGACAUCAGGGUCAAGCCAAGGCCGUUCUUCGACUGGUUCGUGCAACCAAUCGCUUGGACAGGUGUGUAUCCUGACCGUCAGAUGGACCGCAACAUAUUGUGCUUCGCCACGAUGUGCUCCAUCGCCGGCAUUGGCGAGACACCGGUCCUGAAAAAGCUCCUGGAGACUCGACCGGUGCAGUAUCUGGGAAGAAUAUCCUUUGGACUCUACCUCUGUCACAUCUUCUUGCGGGCAUGGAUGCAGCCUUGGCACGAUGCGUCUCUGCUCAUGUUCGGGUACGAUCUGGAGACAUCCUGGAAAGAUCGAGCAGGAGGCUUGAGGUUGAUGUGUGCAUAUCUGGUGAUGAUGGUACCUUCCACAGUCCUGAACUUGAUCGUUGGAGGACUGUUCGAGCGGUAUCUCGAUAAGCCGUCCGUCUAUGCUGGCAAGACAUUCGAGAAGUGGUGUCUGUCGUUUGGCACGGGUGCUGAUCCUAUACGGCCUGCCUUCGUGGGCGCUAUCGCGAUCGGUGACCUCGUCAAGUCAACCCUCGGACCCAAGGGACAAGACAAGAUCCUGCAAAGUGCUUCGACCGGCGAGAUCAUGGUGACAAACGACGGCGCAACGAUCCUCAAGAGUGUCGCUUUGGACAAUGCAGCAGCAAAAGUCCUGGUGAACAUCUCGAAAGUGCAGGACGAUGAAGUAGGAGACGGCACAACGAGUGUGGCAGUGCUGGCAGCAGAACUGCUAAGAGAGGCAGAAAUACUUGUCAACCAGAAGAUCCACCCACAGACGAUCAUCGAAGGAUACCGGAUAGCCAGCAACGCAGCGCUGAAGGUGCUCGAAGAGAGUGCGACGGAUCACAGCUCAAACCCUGAGGCAUUUAGACGGGACUUGAUCGCGAUUGCACGGACAACACUGAGCUCGAAGGUUCUGAGCCAGGACAGAGAAUAUUUCGCAGAGCUGGCAACCGAUGCUGUUCUUCGCAUGAAGGGCUCGACGGACCUCACGCAUAUUCAGAUCAUCAAGAAGGCUGGUGGCAAGCUCUCCGACUCAUAUCUCGACCCUGGCUUCAUUCUGGACAAGAAGUUCGGUACAGGCCAGCCCAAACGAGUGGAGAAUGCCAAAAUCUUGGUCGCAAACACCUCUAUGGAUACAGACAAGGUCAAGAUAUUCGGAGCGAGGGUCAAGGUCGAGAGCACAGGCAAGCUGGCAGAGCUCGAGAAGGCAGAGCGGGAGAAAAUGAAGGCCAAGGUCGAGAAGAUCAAGUCACAUGGCAUCAACUGCUUCGUCAACCGACAACUCAUCUACAACUGGCCAGAGCAGCUCUUCUCAGAUGCAGGCAUCGCUUCGAUCGAGCACGCAGACUUCGAUGGUGUGGAGAGAUUAGCACUCGUUACGGGAGCCGAGAUCACCAGCACAUUCGACCACCCAGAACACGUCAAGCUGGGACACUGCGAUUUGAUCGAAGAGGUCAUCAUCGGCGAGGACGCACUCAUCCGAUUCUCUGGUGUAGCAGCAGGUCGGGCAUGCACAGUCGUCCUUCGAGGGUCAUCGGAACAACUUCUCGAUGAGGCAGAGCGAAGUUUACACGAUGCUCUUGCCGUGCUUUCACAAACGGUCAAGACACCCAAGACAACUCUUGGUGGUGGCUGCGCAGAAAUGCUCAUGUCCAAGGCAGUCGAUCAGGCAGCACAAAACGUUGCAGGCAAGAAGGCGCUCGCGGUCGACAGCUUUGCCAAGGCUCUCCGCCAACUACCUACCAUCCUCGCCGACAACGCUGGUCUCGACUCCGCAGAUCUCGUCGCACGGUUACGGAAGGCAGUCUACUCCGGCAUGUCGUCAAGCGGUCUCGACCUUAUGCUACCCGGAGGUGGCAUCGCGGAUAUGCGCGAGCUCGGCGUAGUCGAGAGCUACAAGCUCAAGCGCGCUGUUGUCUCAUCCGCAAGUGAAGCCGCCGAGCUUCUGCUGAGAGUCGACAACAUCAUCCGCGCGGCACCCAGACAGCGUGAGCGUAUGUAG